Molecule: messenger RNA, 1741 nt
Organism: Merops nubicus (carmine bee-eater)
Lineage: Eukaryota; Metazoa; Chordata; Aves; Coraciiformes; Meropidae
Product: striated muscle-specific serine/threonine-protein kinase-like
Exons: 10
Biological process (GO): protein phosphorylation; muscle cell differentiation
Molecular function (GO): protein binding; ATP binding; protein kinase activity
Source: RefSeq, a predicted model, not a curated record
GGGCAAGAAGGAGAAGGUGGCCUCGCAGCCCAGCAUCCCCUCCAGCCUGCUGCGGGAGGAGGGAUCAGCUGCCGGCCGCUCGGACACAGCCAGUGAGUCGGACAAGAAGUCCCUGCAGCUGGACAGCGGGCUGAAUGUCAUCUCCUGCAAGGAUGGACGGCAGAUGCUCACCAUCGCCAAGGUGUCCAGAAAGGACGCGGGGCUGUAUGAGUGUGCAGCCGCCAACACCCUGGGCACUGCCAUCAGCUCCUGCACACUGGCUGUGGCACGGCUCCCUGGGCGGCCGGGCACUCCAGAGAUCCCCCAGAAGUACAAGAACACGGUGCUGGUGCUAUGGAAACCUGCGGAGAGCAAAGCCCCCUGCACCUACACACUGGAGCGCAGGCUGGACGGGGAGCACGAGUGGAAGAUUGUCAGCACUGGCAUCACCGACUGCUCCUUCAAUGUGACAGAGCUGCCCCCCGGGAGCACCGCCAAGUUUCGUGUGGCCUGUGUCAACAAGGCCGGGCAGGGGCCCUACAGCACCCCCUCGGGGAAGGUGCACCUCGAGGCAUCAGAUGCCCGAGCUGCCCCUGCCAAGGACAUCGCUGUCCUGGUCCCUGAAAAGGUGGCUUCCAGCCGGUCGACCCAGACACCCAUGGAGCCCCCCCCCACCAGCACGUCUUCCAAGGAGCCCCCAGCUGAGAGCGGGACGCCGGCAGUGAAAGACAGCACAGCUCUGCGGCAGGGCGUCCCCCAAAAGCCGUACACCUUCCUGGACGAGAAGGCGAGGGGCCGUUUUGGGGUGAUCCGGCUGUGCAAGGAGAACGCCACAGGGAAGCACUUCAUGGCCAAGAUCGUGCCCUAUGAGGCGGAGCGGAAGCAGAGCGUGCUGCAGGAGUACGAGAUCCUCAAGGCGCUGCACCACGAGCGCAUCAUGGCCCUGCACGAGGCGUACAUCACCCCCCGCUACCUGGUGCUCAUCUGCGAGAACUGCGCCGGCAAGGAGAUCCUCUACAGCAUCGUGGACAGGUAUGAGCAGCUGUGGGGCUACCAGGAGAGGUGGCCAGCACAGGGCCGCGUGCUGAUGCCACUUGCCCCCAGGUUUCGCUACUCGGAGGAUGACGUGGUGAACUACGUGCUGCAGCUCCUGCAGGGCCUCGAGUACCUGCACGGCCGCCGCAUCGUGCACCUCGACAUCAAGCCGGACAACAUUGUCAUCUCGGGCAUGAACGCCCUCAAGAUCAUUGAUUUUGGCAGUGCCCAGACCUACAACCCACUCGUGCUGCGGCAGCUGGGGCGGCGUGUCGGCACCCUGGAGUACAUGUCGCCGGAGGUGGUGAAGGGGGAUCCGGUGGGCUCCGCAGCAGAUGUCUGGGGUGUCGGCGUCCUCACCUACAUCAUGCUCAGCGGGCGGUCACCAUUCUUUGAACUGGACCCCAUUGAGACAGAGAACCGCAUCCUGGCAGGGCGUUUUGAUGCCUUCAAGCUGUACCCCAACGUCUCACAGAGUGCUGCCCUCUUCAUCCGCAAGGUCCUUGCUGUCCACCCCUGGAGCCGCCCCACGGUGAAGGACUGCUUUGCCAACGCCUGGCUCCAGGACGCCUAUCUGAUGAAGCUGCGCCGCCAGACUCUGACUUUCACCACCAACCGCCUCAAGGAAUUCCUGGUGGAGCACCAGCGGCGCCGCGGCGAGGCUGUCACCAAGCACAAGGUCUUACUCCGCUCCUACCAGGGCAGCCAGCAGCCAGGGCCACAGUAG